ACGGCACCGCUGGGGCUAGUUUCUACUUUGAGAGAACCAUCUAGCUGGGGUCGUUGCCUGUCCCCCACCCCGAUGCCGGGGCUGUGCUUGCCGCGCUGGGAGGAUCUGUACAGCCUGCGGCGGAUCUUGAAUGAGCGCUCAGAGCCGAAGAUCCGGGAGACAGUGCGAAGCUUCUUUCUCUGCACUCUACCCGCUGAGGGCGGCAAACAGGAAUAGGGUCCCCAUUUCAAAGAUGACUACGGUGAGGCGCUGAGAAGUUACUUGCUCGUGACCCUACCGCCUGGAAUUAGCGCAGCUGGAAUUGAGUUCAGGUCUGACAAAGUUCUUGCUCUCACCUCCAUCUCGUGCUUCCCAGAAGCCCUGCUCCUCUGUGGGUGAUUCCAGAUGCCCGAAUCAGACAGGUUGCCUGGGUCCAGAAUUAACGACUGCGCAUUAGCCCUCCAUGGCUCACACGCAUGGGGGUCUAGGGUCAGACUGGGGGAGCCGGGAGUCCCUGCAGUUCUGGACCCUGCUCUACAAGACCGCAAACCUGGGGAUGGAGUGGGGCUCGUGUUGAAAACCGGAACUGAACAGGCGGAACUGAACGGAACUGAACAGGCGAAAUUUACCAUCAUGUCAAACUGUCCUCAAAUUCCUGCUCACUUGAAGGGUGUUUCUCCUUGAUCACCUCCCCUCCCCUUCCAUCAGUGACCUCAAUGCAAAUACAAGCAGGAUGGUCCUGCUGGAUGCCCCAGGUUUUGGACGCAAGUGGUGACACAAUCCGUUGGGGCGCGGGAUCCUCCCCCUAAUUGGUUGCGCCGAGCUCCUGGCUCCCCCCAGACCCAGAGCUGCGGCAUAAGAGCAGCAACCGGUGCUGGGAGGCAUCAGAGCCACUGACCAGCUCAGGCAUUAUCGCUACUUCGACAGUGUCAUCACCUGAUGCCAAAGCUGCUGCCACUGCCACAGUCGCUGCUCCAAGCUACCCUCUACUUGCUGCCAGAGAGGCGUCAUGGGCUUCUGGAAGUUCUCCGCCUUCCUGCUUCUCAGCAUCUUGGUCCUGUACCAGGCGGGCAUCCUCCAGACAGCACCAUUCAGGUCUGCCUUGGAGAGCCACCCAGACCGUGCUAUACUCACUGAGGAGGAAACUUGCCUCCUACUGGCUGCGCUGGUGAAGGACUAUGUGCAAAUGAAGGCCAGAGAGCUGGAGCUGGAGCAGGAGACAGAGGGCUCCAGUUGGGAAAGGUGUGGAAUCCUUCACUCUGGGAAUUCGUCUUGCCCUACUAAGGAGACCUCCGAGCACUGGAAGAGUGAGGACUGCCUUACUGCUCAGAAGAGAUCCUGCAACACUGCCAUCUGCGUGAUCCAUCGGCUGGCAGGCUUGCUGAGCAGAUCUGGGGGUGUGGUGAAGAGCAACUUCGUGCCGACCAAUGUGGGCUCCAAUGCCUUUGGCCGGCGCCGCAGGGAUGUUCAGGCCUGAGGAGUGAAAUGACUCCAGGAAGAAGAUCACCAUGAAGCUAAACUCUACUUCCUUUAAUUUGUAGUGAAAACAACUUGUAGGACAGGGUGCAUGGAAGACACACCUAUAUGCAUGCUUCUAGAUACUGAAGUCACUCGUUUUUGUUUGAAAUAAACUAAAGCUAAAUGCAGAAUAAAAUCAUUGUGGUUA
Diceros bicornis minor is the source of this 1645-nucleotide messenger RNA. Its product is annotated as calcitonin gene-related peptide 2-like. Gene Ontology annotation, molecular function: calcitonin receptor binding; hormone activity. The record is from RefSeq and is a predicted model, not a curated record. Bases 989 to 1456 code for a protein of 155 amino acids. Gene Ontology annotation, cellular component: extracellular region. The transcript is spliced from 7 exons. NCBI's taxonomy places the organism in Eukaryota, Metazoa, Chordata, Mammalia, Perissodactyla, Rhinocerotidae.